UCAAGUGGCCAUCAUAGUCAAUGCGUCUUCCUGGUCAAAAGAUCUACUCAUCCAGGAAGUUUCAAUACUAUAAAGGACAGGGCCACCAGUAUAAACUCACACUAUUAGUGGAUUGUAAUUUGAAGAGAAAUUAAAAAAAUGAUGUUGAACCUGAUCCGUACCAUUGCCGUUUGUUUGAUGAUGCUUCACGUUAGCGAAGGAUGUUUUAGACAUGACAUUAAUGAUCGAAAAUCAGUCCGUGGCACACUAGAACCUCUCGGUGGAAGCAAUUAUAAAGUUGGUUUGGGAUGGAAUAUGGAUUUCAAACGACAUGCACAUGACCACCAGAUGUUCAAUGUAGAUAUAGAUUAUAAAGGUAUUUCUGGACGCGACACGCCACUUGACCCAUGUGUAUUCAAUCCGUAUGACUUGGAUGUCAAAGGUUAUAUUACGAAAGGGGACUUGGAGAAGAUAUUCGUUUAUUUCGGUGAUGAAGUCAACACACCUGAAAUUCUUCACACAUUUUUUACAGAACUGGACAUAGAUGAAGACAAAAUGGUAACACAAGAGGAAUUCGACCUGAAGAAGAAAGAUGUCAUCACCAAAGAAAGCUGCAGUAUAAUAAAGGACAAAGAUGCAAUGGUUGCUGAACAGAACAUGACAUUGUUGAAAUGAUUUUAACUGUUUAUACUUAUGUCAAUAUUUUGCCCUCUUUCCCAGAUCUUAUAUCUAAUGCAAACUGCUCUCACAAACAACGCACUGAAUUCCAAAUGGUUCCAACAGUCAAAUGAACGCUUCGAUUAUAGUUGCCUUGCCUGCCUUGCAUUUCACUUUACUUAUUUAUUUUUUUAUGUUUUUUUUUCUUCUUUCGGCAAUUUAUAUUUUCAUCAAACUUAUAUUGUAUUGUCUUUUCUCAUUAUAUUCUACUUAACAGACCAUGCCUCAAAUAAUAUAAAGCAUUUCUUACACCUUUAUGUCAUUAUUUUUUUAUAGACCAAUUCAAAUAUUAAACUUUCAUUGAAAUUA
Mytilus trossulus (common blue mussel) is the source of this 1005-nucleotide messenger RNA. RefSeq lists its product as uncharacterized. The record is from RefSeq and is a predicted model, not a curated record. The coding region runs from base 139 to 654 and encodes 171 amino acids. Lineage: Eukaryota; Metazoa; Mollusca; Bivalvia; Mytilida; Mytilidae. The transcript has 4 exons.